Molecule: messenger RNA, 1867 nt
Organism: Exophiala viscosa
Lineage: Eukaryota; Fungi; Ascomycota; Eurotiomycetes; Chaetothyriales; Herpotrichiellaceae
Product: vacuolar protease A
Exons: 4
Coding region: 208-1404 (398 amino acids)
Biological process (GO): proteolysis
Cellular component (GO): fungal-type vacuole
Molecular function (GO): aspartic-type endopeptidase activity
Source: RefSeq, a predicted model, not a curated record
CCACUGUCAUCACGGGACCCUCUACUCCCCGUACUGUAACGCUCCAGCCAUCCUCCGACUCACUCAUCCAUCUAUUGAUUCCCGAUUCAUCCAUCGACCAUCUCUCUUCUUCUCCAUCAUUUUCCUCGUAUCAGCCGUCCCUUGCUGCAGUUCAAAGCAGCUUUCCCUUGACCCUUUCUCCCCUUGUACUGUCUGCUGGCAGCAAAUAUGAAGAACAGCAUCGUUAUCGCAGCUGCGCUGCUCGGUGCCGCCAAUGCUGGCAUGCACCGCAUGAAGCUUCAAAAGGUGCCUCUAGAGGAGCAACUCAGCGCUGCCAACAUUGGUGACCACAUGCAAGCCCUCCGACACAAGUAUACCCAGAAGCCAUUAGGAGGUCCUGCCGAGGACAUCUUCAGCCACACAUCCAUCGAUGCUGGCAGUGGCCCUCACGAAGUUCCAGUCGAGAACUUCUUGAACGCACAAUACUUCAGCACCAUCGCCUUGGGCACGCCACCCCAGGAGUUCAAGGUCGUCCUUGACACUGGCAGCUCCAACCUUUGGGUCCCCGGCUCUGCUUGCGGUUCCAUCGCUUGCUACCUUCACCAAAAGUACGAUGCCUCCUCAUCAUCUACAUACAAGAAGAAUGGAUCCGAGUUCGGUAUCCGCUACGGCUCUGGCGAGGUUGCAGGCUACAUUUCCCAAGACACUUUGCAAAUUGGAGACCUCAAGAUUAAAAACCAACUCUUUGGCGAAGCCACCAGCGAGCCUGGCUUGGCUUUUGCUUUUGGUCGAUUUGAUGGAAUCUUGGGUCUCGGUUAUGACACCAUUUCCGUCAACCACAUCCCUCCACCAUUUUACAACAUGGUUGAGCAAAAGCUGAUUGAUGAGCCUGUCUUUGCCUUCUACCUGGGCAGCACCGACGAUGGUAGCGAGUCUGAGGCUACCUUUGGUGGUAUUGACAGCGACCACUACACUGGCAAGUUGAUCAAAAUUCCACUCCGCCGCAAGGCCUACUGGGAGGUCAACCUCGACUCCAUCACCUUUGGCAAGGAGACAGCCGAUCUCGACAACACUGGUGUCAUUCUCGACACUGGCACUUCGUUGAUCGCCCUCCCAUCUACUCUUGCUGAGCUUCUCAACAAGGAGAUUGGUGCCAAGAAGGGAUUCAACGGUCAAUACACUGUCGAAUGCGACAAGCGUGACUCUCUUCCAGACGUCAGCUUCACUCUCAGCGGUUACAACUUCUCCAUCACUGCCCACGACUAUAUCCUCGAGGUCCAGGGAUCCUGCAUUAGCAGUUUCAUGGGCAUGGAUUUCCCGGCUCCUACAGGUCCUCUUGCCAUUCUUGGUGACAGCUUCUUGCGCAAGUGGUACAGUGUGUAUGACCUUGGAAGCGACGCCGUUGCUUUGGGCAAAGCCAAGUAAGCGCGGAGCCUCAAAGGAAGGGAGGGAGGGUGUGAAGCAUCGUUGGAAUCGAAUUACCCUUUGCAAUUGGAAGUUGUGCCCUUACCCCUGGGCAGGAAUUCACGGAGUUUACCUGCUUCAGUCUCUAAUACUCUGUAACAACUGGUGUAACCUAGGUACGUAAAGGUAGUGAGUGGUUUCUCAGAAGAAUGAAGUAACCACUCUCUGUGGCCUCUGACUACCAUGGCGGCACUUAUAGAACAUCCGUGUGGCAGCUGUCUAUCUCUGUCAUUGUUCCCUCGGUUCUUCAAUGAUGAGUCAAAGUAUCAUUGUGGAAUGCUUCACAUCUGGCUGCUUGUCUCGUGACCACCCAUCAUUUGCCCGCAUGGAGUGACAGCUGUUGGAGACAAAGGAGCCCUUCACUAAUAAACUCAGCGAAGACCCUUUGCCAAGAUCGAAUCUAAGCAUAAAGACCAAGCCAACU